AUGAUCAUUAUAUUUUUUUUACUUCUUACACAUAUUCCACUUACAAUUUACUAUGAUCAGAUUCCAUCAACAAUAUCAGGAAAACUAGUUUGUACGAAUACGAAUUAUUUUUUUGGACAAUAUAAUACAUAUUUUAAUUAUCUUACACUUGUUAACGUUAUCCCUUAUUUAAUAACAUUUUCAUUUGGUUCAAUGUCAUAUAGAAACGUUCAACAAUUAGCAUAUCGGGCAGUACCUCUUGUUCGACGUGAAUUAGACAAACAAUUAACAAUUGUAGUUCUUGUACAAAUAGUAUAUGAUUUUGUUAUUUUAAUACCAAAUUUGAUCGUAUAUGUCAUUAUUUUACAAGGAAACAUUCAAGAUUUAGUCAUUAAAGCACAAAUCAAUUUAAUCUAUACGAUAACUUUGUGUUUCUACUAUUUAUAUUUUUCUAGUCCGUUCUAUAUAUACAUAUGUGUUUCGGAAAGAUUUCGUCGACAAUUCAUCUAUGUAUUAUUCAAAAUGCAUUUUAAUCGAUGGCGACAACUAAGAAUUCAUCCGAAUCAACCAUUAGGUCAAACAUAA
Adineta ricciae is the source of this 564-nucleotide messenger RNA. The record is from the annotation of a GenBank genome assembly. Lineage: Eukaryota; Metazoa; Rotifera; Eurotatoria; Adinetida; Adinetidae.